AACUAACAGACGCAACAUGGGUGACUACGGCCAGUACGACGUGCCCAAGGCGGACGAGAUGAUCAACUUUAAGGUGGGACAGCCUGCGCCCUCCAUGCUGCCGCUGGACAAGAUCCGCGAGGCCGCGACGCUCAAGUUCGGCGAGACGGACCCCAUGUUCCUGCAGUACGGCGUGAUCAAGGGCUACCCCAAGUUCCGCAAGACGCUGUCCGAGUUCCUGACCAAGGGCUACCAGCACGAGGUGGACCCGGAGAAGCUCUUCGUGACCAACGGCGUGACGGGCGGCCUGUCGCUCAUCUGCUCGCUGUUCCUGCAGUCGGGCGACCUCGUCUUCAUGGAGGAGCCGUCCUACUUCCUGGCGCUCAGCAUCAUGAAGGACUUCAAUAUCAACGUGCGCCAGAUCCGCAUGGAGGAGGACGGCCUCGACAUCGACGAGCUCGAGCGCCUCCUCGAGCGCGGCAUCGUGCCCAAGAUGCUCUACACCAUCCCCACGUGCCACAACCCCACGGGCCGCACGCUCUCGGCUGAGAAGCGCAAGCGCCUCGUAGACCUCAGUGUUAAGUACGGCUUCAUCAUCCUCGCCGAUGAGGUGUACCAGCUGCUGUCCUUCCCGCACGUGACGCCGCCCCCGCCGAUGUUCACCUUCGACGAGCACGACACGGUGCUCGCUCUGGGCAGUUUCUCCAAGAUUCUGGCCCCCGCCCUCCGUCUCGGCUGGAUCCAGGGCUCGCACAAGCUGCUGAGCAAGAUCGAGGCCUGCGGUCAGCUCGACUCGAGCGGUGGCAUCAACCCCGUCAUUUCGGGUAUUGUCCACUCCGCCAUCUCGUCCGGCCUGCAGCAGCAGCACUUAGACACGACUGUGCAGACGCUGUGGGAGCGUGCCGAUGCUCUUAUGAAGGAGUUGAAGGCUCACCUGCCUGAGGGUGCGACCUUCGAGGUGCCCGACGGUGGCUACUUCGUGCUUGUGCGUCUGCCGGAGGGCAUGAACGCCAACGACCUGCUGCCCAUCGCCCAGAAGCACAAGGUCAUGUUCCUGCCCGGAGCCUCGUUCAGCAGCAACAUGAAGAACUUCCUGCGUCUGAGUUUCUCGUGGUACGACUUCCCCGACAUGCAGCUCGGCGCCCGCCGUCUGUCCGACGCCAUCCGCGAGUACCAGGAGGUGUUCGCUGCCCAGCAGAAGUCCGCCGCCGCUGAGGCCGCCAAGGGCACCACCGAGGGCAAGGGCGUGCGCGUUGCCGUGCACGGCCACGACGGCCGCCUGGGCUCGCUCAUCGUCGCUGAGCUCAACAAGCUCACGGACCACAGCGCCAGCUUCGCCGGCGCCAUCGUGACCCGCCUCGAGUCCGGCGUCCAGGCCCCGGACCUCAACAACGUGGACGUCGUCAUUGACGUGACGCUGCCCGCCGGCACCAAGAAGGUGAUCUCGUACCUGCGCGAGCAGAAGGACGCCGGCAAGAUCAGCAAGCUGCCCGCUCUGGUCGUCGGCACCACGGGUGCUCUGCCCAUGGAGGACCUGGAGGCUUACUCGAAGCUGGCCCCCGUGGCUCUCCGCUCGAACUUCUCGGUGGGUGUGCCCCUUGUGUCCGAGCUCAUCAAGGCCGCUGCCUUCAAGCUGCCUGCUGAGGGCUGGAACGUCGAGGUGACGGAGAUCCACCACACCAAGAAGCUGGACGCCCCCAGCGGCACGGCCAAGACUCUGGUCAAGUCGCUUGCCGCCACGGGCGCUCCCUGCCUGGGCGAGACCGGCCAGGCCCCGACGCACUCGCUGCGUCUCGGCGACGAGGUCGGCCAGCACACCGUGCUGUUCGCUGGCCCGGGCGAGCGCAUUGAGAUCGUGCACCAGGCUACCCGCCGCGAGGUGUUCGCCAUCGGCGCUGUGCGUGUCGCCACGCAGGCUCCUUCCCUGCCUCUCGGCCUGCACUCGGACUAAACAGCUCGCGCGUGAGUCGGGAGUCUACGCUCUGUAGUGUACUCUAGCCUAUGCUCCUAUUCUUCUAUUGCAGUGUGCGGUGCUCGCCAUUGAACUCCGCGUUGGCAACGGUGAACUUCGUGCCAUUCAAUAAAAAUGUUUUACUGCUGCCUUUGACCCUGUGAUACCUCUAUGGUAGCGUAGUUGAUAAGAGGACUUCUCAGUCUUGCAUAACUUGUCACUACAUAUGAAUGCAUUUGCGUCCCAGCACUGGUCCUGACAAAUACAUGCACACACAACGCAGAACACUUCAUGUUGGUCAAACUUUGUGUUGACUUCUAUGAACUUUGGAUAUUUACGUAGUAUCUCAAGUGUAAAUUCGCAGCAGCGAGACGAUCUCCUGCUGGCAAAUGGGGCACGUGGGGUACUCCGACGUGCAGUUGCGGCGGUAGGACUCGGCGUCCUGCUCGCAGAAACACAGGUGACCACAAGGCACAACAGCAGUCACCGCUUGCUGGUCCUUGCACACCACGCACUCGGUCUUCUCGAGUAUCACGGCAUUCUUCAAGGCGUGGACAUUACGAUCCACUUCAGCCAGUAGACUGCGUGUUGUCUGCUCCAGCAAGCGCUUCUGGUCAGCUACGAGGGCCAUUUUCUCGUUCAUCUGUUCGCAGAGCUGCUCGUAGCGCGCCUUCACCGAGUUUUCUUGUUCCACACGCGCCUUCUCGAACGCGAACCGUUUUUCAGCAUCGCGCAGCAACACCCGAAACUCGCUAGCCUCCGUCUCUGCAGCGUCCAGUUUCGUUAGCGACUCGUUCAGUUGCUCAAGGAACUCUUCUUCGCGCUGCUUCCACUUGCGACGGAGCUGACGCUCGCCUAGAAGCCGCCGUUGCCAUUCAGUCUUGAUCUCGGCAUUGCGCUUCUUGAAGAACUCCAAUUCGUUCAUUAGAGAGGCAACCGAAGGGGCAUUGUCGUCACUGCCUGUGUAGUCCUCGUCGUUAUCAUCAUCACCCGCACCCGACGUUUGGCUUAUCCUCCGUCUCUUACCAGGCGGCGGCAAGCGAGGUGUUCCGGAGCCGCUGUCCGCACUAGCAUCAGACUGAACGUCUUUUUGCUUUGGUGUGGAUUGCUUAGCACGAGAAGCGCUUGAAACGGGCGUCCUGGUUCUUGAGCUCGAUGGUGUCUCCGGGUCGCCUCCGUUACUACUGCUUCGCUGUCGAGCAGCGGCG
Phytophthora sojae is the source of this 3138-nucleotide messenger RNA. RefSeq lists its product as hypothetical. The record is from RefSeq and is a predicted model, not a curated record. Gene Ontology annotation, molecular function: L-2-aminoadipate:2-oxoglutarate transaminase activity; 4-hydroxy-tetrahydrodipicolinate reductase activity; pyridoxal phosphate binding. Lineage: Eukaryota; Oomycota; Peronosporomycetes; Peronosporales; Peronosporaceae. The transcript has a single exon. Bases 17 to 1930 code for a protein of 637 amino acids.